Cheilinus undulatus (humphead wrasse) is the source of this 777-nucleotide messenger RNA. RefSeq lists its product as uncharacterized. Gene Ontology annotation, biological process: response to bacterium. Bases 1 to 675 code for a protein of 224 amino acids. NCBI's taxonomy places the organism in Eukaryota, Metazoa, Chordata, Actinopteri, Labriformes, Labridae. The record is from RefSeq and is a predicted model, not a curated record. The transcript is spliced from 5 exons.
AUGAGGAAGUUUAUCUUGGUGUCAGCUUCUCUUCUCUGCAGCCUCUUUUGGAUGGUUGGCUCUGAGUCUCACACUCUGGAGGUCCAGCCUGGUGAAGAUGUCACACUGCUCUGCUCCAACUUUACCAGUUCUCCUACUCAGAUUACCUGGUUUAAACUGGUCAUCAGAAGAGAGUUUCCCUGCGUGGCCCACAUGCUUCAGUAUGGUGAACCUGCUAGACUCUGCAGUGGAUUUCAAAAGGGAAAAUUUGAAAUGACAUCAAACAACUCGACUGUUUUUCUCCACAUCAAAGAAGUGGAUUCAUCUGACUCUGGGCUGUAUUUUUGUGGGUAUAAGGUGGGCAGAAAUCCAGUGAUUGUUGAUGCUACAUUUUUGGAGGUGCAGGAUGAUCUGGAUGGAAUGACAAAGCUGAUGCUCCUGAUCCUGGCUGGUCUGGCUGUUGUCCUCGUAAUGAUCAUCAUAUGUCUGGCUGUUAAAAUCAGACAGCUUCAGAAAGCUCAAAAUGAAGAAAAGAACCCACAGCAGAAUGAGGGUCCCGGCUCAGAUGACCUGAACUAUGCCGCCGUGACUUUUCAUCCAAGAGCAGAGAGAAACCACAGACAGGCUUCAGACAGAGAAGUGGAACCAGAUUGUAUUUAUUCAGCCACAAGACAGACAAAAAGCAACUGCAACUGAAAACAGAAAUAAUGCUUUCUUUUUAAUGCAACAGUGUGUUUUGAAUAGUUUCUAGAAGUGCCAACAUUUUAAAAAACUUUACAUUUAUAUCACAAGGGUCAA